AAAAAAGCCGCAAAUAUGGCGGAUGUUAAUAUAUGUUUAAUAAAAACAUCUCGCGCGAUGUAAAGCCACUGGAACAAAGCUUUAAUUUAAGUGCUGAAGCGGUGACGUGCCGAUGAGCCGAAAUGCCUCCGAAGAUCCUGAAGAGCGCUCAUUACAUAGAACUGGGCAGCUAUCAGUACUGGCCGGUUCUCGUGCCCAGAGGGAUCCGGCUCUACACGUAUGAACAGAUCCCGGUGUUCCUGAAGGAGAACCCGUACAUUACAGAUGGGUACCGAGCACAUCUGCCUUCUCGCUUAUGUCUGAAGAGCAUGUUCAUUCUGUCCAAUGAGACGGUGAACAUCUGGAGCCAUCUGCUGGGCUUCGUGUUGUUCUUCAUGUUGGGCGUGAACGACAUGGCCACAGUGUUACCAGCUGCAGGAGCCUCUAGAGAGGACUAUGUCAUCUACUCCAUAGGGCUGUUUUGCUUUCAGGUGUGUAUGCUGUGCUCUGUGGGUUAUCACCUUUUCUGCUGCCAUCGCUCGGAGAAGACGAGCCGUCGCUGGCUGGCCCUGGACUACGCCGGGAUCUCAGUGGGAAUUUUGGGAUGCUACGUCCCGGGAGUGUUCUACGCCUUCUACUGCGACGGGUUCUGGAGACAGGUGUACCUGAUCACGAUUCUGGCUCUGAUCCUGGCCGUGUUUUCGGCUCAGAUCCACCCGCUGUACCACACUCAGGAGUGGAAGAUGCUGCGCUCGGCCAUUUUCUGCUCCGUGGCGGCGUACGGAAUCAUCCCCGCCUGCCACUGGGUUUGGCUCAAUGGAGGCUUCCACUCUCAGAUUGUGCAGGCGUUUUUCCCACGAGUCAUGGUCAUGUAUCUGAUCGCUGCCUCCGCUUUCCUGUUCUACAUCAGUAAAAUCCCUGAGCGCUACUUCCCAGGGCAGCUGAACUACCUCGGUGCCAGUCACCAGCUGUGGCACGUCCUGGUGGUGCUCAUGUUUUACUGGUGGCACCAGUCCGCCAUCUACAUCACCCAUUACAGGCACAGUGAGCCGUGCCCGAGGUACACCUAGUUCCUCUUUAGACCUGAGGCUCUCCACACUUCAGCAUCUCUCCUGCUGUUUACAUUCUAGCAUGAGGAUGCAAAACACAGGGAUGUUCCAGCUCCUCCCUGAGCUCUGCUAUAGCAUGCCUGUAGAUGGAAUAAAUACUGGAUUGCAGAUUUUUUUCUUUAUUUCUAAGGUACUGUAUUUGAUCAGCAGUGACAUGUUCCCUUUCAGUCGAUUCACUCGGUACAACACAUAACGUAUUAUCACGCCCCCUCAUGUCCUGGCUGAAGCCAUCUAUAUUCAUGCCGUAAAUGCAGUCAAACCUGUAGUGACGUACAGUAGGUGUAGCCCCGCCUAUACCUACGGUUGACUCUCAGUCCUUAUGUUCUUCACUUCGCUGUAAACACCUUUUUCGUAGAGUUUUCUAGGUGCUGCUAGUCAACUCUACAUUUUACAUCAUAAGACUGAGGUUAAAAUCAGCUUAACUGUCCCUGUUGGUGUUAGCGACAACAGACACAUUUGGUGAGUCGUCUACCCGCGGAGCGCUGACUUUAAGUUCACUGUCAGUCAGAGCAUUAGCGACAUCUCAGUUUGGUUGGCUUCUGUUUAGCCGGGCUAACGGUGUUAUCUAGUAUGAGCAUGGAAGCUAAUGUGGCAAAAAAGAAGUCCGCUGUUUGUCCCCUGUCCUUAGGAGUGUGGCUUCUCUUUGCAUGAGAAGGACCAGCACGAAGCAUGCUCCGUCUGUCUGGGAAUUCUACAUGCUAGGAGAGUGCUAGCUGAGCCCGAGUCAUGUGCACUUUGUCGCCAGGUCCGGCUUUUAACGCUGGAAAGACGAGUCAUGUUUGUGGAGAGAAUCCUGGGGAAAAAAUACAGUCGCUCAGCAGGACCCCCUCCUUUCCGAAUUAGCAGUUUCAGCUUCGUCUGUCCUCUGCGAGGAACAACGCAGGCUUCACAUCAACUAUUUGGAGCUGUUGGCGGUGUUUUCAGCCCUGAGACAUUUUCGUCUCUGACAGGCCAUCAUAUUCUGAUCAGGACAGACAGUGGUGUCGUAUAUAAACAGACAAGGGGGAAAU
Molecule: messenger RNA, 2098 nt
Organism: Clarias gariepinus (North African catfish)
Lineage: Eukaryota; Metazoa; Chordata; Actinopteri; Siluriformes; Clariidae
Gene: paqr3b
Product: progestin and adipoQ receptor family member IIIb
Exons: 7
Coding region: 123-1049 (308 amino acids)
Cellular component (GO): membrane
Molecular function (GO): signaling receptor activity
Source: RefSeq, a predicted model, not a curated record